AUGGGCGUGAAGGCCCUUCGUUGCAGAUGCUGCUUAGCUGCGCCAGAAGUCGCCAGUACCCAGCCCAGCACGAGGGACGAGUACCUGAGAGGGCCCGCUUUUACCUGGACAGAGGGAAACAUUGCCGUGGAGUGGUUGAGUGGCAUCAUUCGAGGGAUCAUGCAUCUUGAGGCACUGGCACUGGCACUGGCCUCGGGGCGCCUCGUUCUCAGUGUUGAAUGGUUCGACCCAUCUGGCAGCUCGAAACAGGAAUCGUGGCUUUCGCUUCUGCGUCUAUCACCGCCGCUAGAGCACAUCACAGGCACAAGCGCGCAGGCUGGCAACCUAGCCUGGGGCACAGGGUGUGUACUCCGUACACACUUCUACAGACCUCUGCACAUCUGUACAUCUAUCUGUACAGAGUACAGACCUCAUCGGGACCAAUGAUGGGUAUCAUGAGGCCAGGUGUGCGUACCAGAGGCGCUGGACACGCUGAACACGCCGGCAACCACAGCGUAUGGAUCCCCACAGCUAGAACGCCUGUUGGAUAGACGAUUGCUACUUCCUUCCCCCGUACGGGCGGAUCGCGAGGCUCGAGCCUCCCGUCUUCUCUCCUGUCAUCAUGUUUUCACAACGCGCCAAGGGCGUCUGCGGCAAUGCCAAGAGCCUCAAGAAACACGCCCCCUGGACGUCCCCGACCCUCCCACAAUUUCCAUUGGCUCGCAACAACCCACUCGCUUCCGUUUCUGGGUCAGGGGUAAAGAGCAAUUGUGUCGAAGGCUGUUUCGGCACAGGGAGUUGAUACAGUACAACCAUUUUCAUUCUCACACUCGCCGACAUUCCUUUACGCCGACACGCAUCGAUAGCAAUGCUCUGUCCUGACAGCAAUUCAAGAUUGAGGCCUCUGGAAUUGGUGUAGGGAAGUUGGACUGCGGUGGACGACGAUACAAAGUAUGACAAACUCAUGUCUUGGUAUACAAUGCUCCCUCGUUAGUGGCGUCAAGCUUCUCACAAACCAGUCUGACUUCAAAUGUCAACGGCUCGGAAGCAAACCUUGUUGCGACUUCCUUCAAGUUCAAGACUUCAAAGCGUUUCUGUGAUAUCAACUCUCCGAAAUGCCGUACCCGGUACUCAUCAAAGUCCAUUGCCGAUCCUCAAGAUCCUCAGAAUCUGUGUACCGAGGUAGGUCGCCAGGUCUAGAUUUCAUCGGAAGAAUUCUCUGCUUCUUGAAUCUUGACCUUAAAACAAACCUCCUUCGGCACUGCAUACAGUACUGCAUGUUCAGUACCCGGGCUGAGUACUGUUCACGCAGGCAGGACCCUUAUCUAUCACUCUUGGCCAAGUAUACUAGUAGGUUUGCCAGCAAUAAAAGUAUGAUUACUUCGAAGUAGUUCGGCCUCAAGCUCAAAGUGAUUGGCUUGAUGCUCCCGAUAACUUGGCUCUUCCAAACUGCCCACGGAUCUACAGAUCUGUCUGGGCAAGAAAACCGGUAUCCCCUCACUUCUCCCUUACUAAGUUACUGAUGGUACUUGCAGAUGUACUGGUACCAUUGUUUCCAGAAGAGUGACAUUGUCACAUUGCAAGCGAUCCUUCAGCCGCCCAUUCCAUUCCCAUGUUUCAAUCAAACACACCAUCAGUCCACCUUCUCAAUCCCUCGCUCUAUUUCCAAAACUACCAAGACCUUCAUACAUGACUUCAAAACGCCAACGACUAGCGGCUGGCCUAACGAUAAAAUAGAUCAGACCAUUUCGUACUCCACCGAGUGGUCAUCAUACACAAAGAUAGCGGCUACGAUAUCCUUUUCCGAAAAGAUUGCUGGGAGAUCCCCUACCCCUGGUAGACAACCACACAUUUGCAACAUGUCGUCAACGUCAGCCUUGAUAGACGAAGGAUAGAUCAACCACAUGAUCCUCAAAAUAACCUCCGCUCCUCCACGCUUUGUUGUACCUACGUAGAAAGUCACCGGAACGGUAAGUAUUACCUUGGUAUGCAGAGGACGAUUGGGUUUGUACAGUAUCACAACAUGAUCUAUCCAUUCCAACCCUCGCAUCGCUGUGCGACUCGAUCAAGAGCCAUAGUACAUCUUUAGAAUACUUGUUCUAAGUAUGAGACGAAUUGACCCAACACAUCAAGCAUAUCAAACACGAUCCUGUACUUCUCCGAGUCGUCCUUCAAUCCUGUCAUUGAUAUCAUCAUUGGACUGUUUUUUCUGAACACUUCAGCACAAGUACCGAAGGAGUGAGAACAGACCCCACGGCCAAGGACCUACAGUAACAACGCUUCCACCUUCCCUCAAUUCAAUUCAGAGUAAAAGAAAAAUGAGACAGAGACAAACACUCCAAGAAUCAUCAAGGGUCAUCACAAAAAUGCCCAGGGAACUCAAGCUGCUAUCUCACGUCUUUAGGAGACACAGAUAACGAAAUAUCUCAAAGGAGAACGAUUCAGGCUCCGGUGAGGUGCGGUGGAUAUACUCAAUAUCCACCUUCAACCUUCAUGCGAAUAAGUAUCUCCAGCAAGACAUCUAAUACAUCACAAACGAAACAUUCUUUUAGAAAUCCCAUCCACCAUACGGACCUAUCCUCACUCCCACCUCAUGGAAGAUUCCUAUCAUCCAUCCAUCUCCUCCAUACUUUGUAUAUAUCACUUCCGUCCCGAUAACGUCACUUGUCC
This is a messenger RNA of Hymenoscyphus albidus, 2649 nucleotides long. Lineage: Eukaryota; Fungi; Ascomycota; Leotiomycetes; Helotiales; Helotiaceae. The record is from the annotation of a GenBank genome assembly.